Messenger RNA from Anoplopoma fimbria (sablefish), 1404 nucleotides. It is a transcript of the gene syn2a, whose product is annotated as synapsin IIa. The transcript has 11 exons. Gene Ontology annotation, molecular function: ATP binding. Gene Ontology annotation, biological process: neurotransmitter secretion. Lineage: Eukaryota; Metazoa; Chordata; Actinopteri; Perciformes; Anoplopomatidae. The coding region runs from base 1 to 1404 and encodes 467 amino acids. The record is from RefSeq and is a predicted model, not a curated record. Gene Ontology annotation, cellular component: synaptic vesicle membrane; synaptic vesicle.
AUGAAUUAUCUGCGUCGACGUCUCUCGGACAGCACGUUCAUCUCCAAUCUGCCCAAUGGCUACAUGACUGACCUCCAGAGGCCUGACAAUGCUCAGCCGGCUCCACCUGCCUCCACCACCCCCGCCAAGUCUCCUACAACUGGGCCCACUCCACCUGCCACUUCCCCGGCUCCAGAGAGGAAGCCCCAGCCGUCUCAGUCCUCCGGAGCGGGCUUCUUCAGCUCCAUCACCAACGUUGUUAAGCAGACAGCUGCCUCAGCAGGGCUGGUGGAGCAGACCCAAGUCACGACACCCAAGAAGUUCAAGAUUCUCCUGGUAAUCGACGAACCACAACAGGAGUGGGCUAAAUUGUUCCGGGGAAAGAAACUACAUGGAGAUUAUGACAUCAAAGUGGAGCAGGCUGAAUUCAACGAGAUCAACGUUGUGGCCCACGCCAACGGGACCUGCAACGUUAACAUGCAAGUUCUCAGAAAUGGGACCAAGGUUAUCAGGUCAUUCAAGCCAGACUUUGUCCUCAUUCGUCAACACGCCUUCAGUAUGACCCAGAAUGAGGAUUUUCGCAACCUGAUCAUCGGUCUGCAGUAUGGAGGCGUCCCGUGCAUCAACUCGCUUGAGUCCAUCUACAACCUGUGUGACAAGCCGUGGGCGUUUGCCCAACUUAUCAACACCCACAGAAAGCUGGGUUCAGAGAAGUUCCCUCUGAUUGAGCAGACGUUCUACCCAAACUACAAGGAGAUGGUGAGCAUGCCAUCCUUCCCUGUGGUUGUGAAGAUUGGACACGCCCACUCCGGAAUUGGAAAGGUGAAGGUGGACAAUCACAGUAAGUUCCAGGACAUAGCCAGUGUCGUGGCUCUCACCCAGACGUACACCACCACAGAACCUCUCAUCGACUCCAAGUACGACAUCAGAAUCCAGAAGAUCGGCUCUGACUACAAGGCCUACAUGAGAACUUCUAUAUCUGGAAACUGGAAGACCAAUACUGGCUCAGCUAUGCUGGAACAGGUGGCCAUGACUGAGAGGUACAAGCUGUGGGUCGACACCAGCUCAGAGAUUUUCGGGGGUCUGGAUAUUUGCGCCGUCAAAGCCAUCCAUGGGAAAGAUGGCAAAGAUUUCAUCACAGAGGUGGUGGGCUCUUCCAUGCCCCUGGUGGGGGAGCACCAGGCUGAGGACAGGCAGCUCAUCGCGGACAUGGUGCUGGCAGAAAUGAACCAAUCAGCGGAAAGGGAAGCUAAUGCUCCCCAAAGACCCACCACCAUACAGCCAUCGCAGGGAGCUGGCCAGAAGGGAGAGAUUGUCGGCGAACCCAUUAAAAACGGUGCCGGACACCCACCUCAAGGUUGUCUGCAGUACAUUCUCGACUGUAAUGGCGUGGCAGUGGGUCCAAAACCAGUCCAGGCCAACUGA